AUGACGUCACACCUUCCCUUCGGAAGGCUCCCUUCCGAAGCUGGGAAGGACCCCUCGCGACACGCGGUGACGUCACACCUUCCCUUCGGAAGGCAUGAUGACAUCACACCUUCCCUUCGGAAGGCUCUCUUCCGAAGCUUGGAAGCGGUGACGUCACACCUUCCCUUCGGAAGGCAUGAUGACGUCACACCUUCCCUUCGGAAGGCUCCCUUCCGAAGCUUGGAAGGAGCCUUCGUGAUGACGUCACACCUUCCCUUCGGAAGGCUCUCUUCCGAAGCUUGGAAGGAUGACGUCACACCUUCCCUUCGGAAGGCAUGA
Messenger RNA from Prunus armeniaca (apricot), 318 nucleotides. NCBI's taxonomy places the organism in Eukaryota, Viridiplantae, Streptophyta, Magnoliopsida, Rosales, Rosaceae. The record is from the annotation of a GenBank genome assembly.